This is a messenger RNA of Saccharomyces cerevisiae S288C, 111 nucleotides long. RefSeq names its product Min4p (gene MIN4). Gene Ontology annotation, cellular component: mitochondrion. NCBI's taxonomy places the organism in Eukaryota, Fungi, Ascomycota, Saccharomycetes, Saccharomycetales, Saccharomycetaceae. The record is from RefSeq and is marked reviewed. Bases 1 to 111 code for a protein of 36 amino acids. The transcript has a single exon.
AUGGUACACUUCAUUUUUAUCGCCUUACGAAGCAUGCGUUUUAUGCGAAGAUUGGUGAGAAACCUCCAAUACUUGCUGUUGCCGAUAACUUCUUCAUUGCUUUUUAUAUAG